AUGGCGGCUAUAACUUCUUCCGGCCUCACGAAUUACUUCAAUGAAUCGACUCUGGAGACCUAUUUUGGCCUGUCCGAAUCCAACGUGACGGCCUACCUGGGCAUUCCAUUUGCGGCAGAUACAGGUUACCAGAACCGAUGGAAACCACCUCAACCGCGCCAACCUUGGAACGAGACUCUAAAUGCGACAACGUUUGGCCCUGCUUGCCCUAGCAGCUCGGACACGUAUAUCAGUGAAGAUUGCCUUAGUCUUAACAUUUGGACCAACGCCGGCUCUGUCGACGCUAAGCUGCCAGUUAUGGUCUGGAACCAGGGGUCCGACGAGACCAGCGAUAAUACCUGGUGGUAUGGCGGUGGAAUGGCCUUGAAAGAUGUCAUCCUCAUCACGUUCAAUCGCCGCGAUGAUGCGUUUGGCUACCUAGCGCACCCAGAGCUCAACUCCGAGGGCUUCGAGCGUACAGGCCACAACACCUCUGGCAAUUAUGGUAUUCUUGACCAGUUAGAAGUCCUCAAGUGGGUUCAGAAGAACAUUGCCCAGUUCGGUGGUGAUCCCGAUCGUGUUACAGUCGCUGGUCAAUCAUUUGGAUCUUCGCAGGUCUACCACGCUGUCAACAGCCCGCUGUUCACCGGUUACUUUCAUGGCGGCAUAUCCGAGUCAGGAAUUAGGUAUCCAUAUGACACACUUUUGGCAGGAUUGGCAUGUUCGUACGUUGAUAUGUCUUCUGCGCUGAACAACGGAGUCAACUAUACGACCUUUCACAAUGUCUCAACAAUCGCCGAGUUACGCACCCUUUCAAUGGAAGACUUGUUGACCGGUUCCCAGGACCGUGUCACCAAUGAAACAUUCUGGUGGGUGACUGCGCUGUCGACUAUGUAUCCCCUGGUAUUCAAACCUGUCCUGGAUGAUUAUGUGAUUCCGUCAAAGUAUAUCGAUUCACUCGUCAAUGGGCCUGCCAACGACGUCCCAGUCAUCACUGGCAACACCAAGGACGAAUCUGGUGCCGCCCUUUCAACUGAUUAUACCGUUGAACAAUACGAGUAUUACACCUAUCUCAAAUACGGCAAUCUGUCUGCCCAGUAUUUGAAGCUCUACCCGGAUAAUGACAACCAAACGACUGCGGACCUGGCCUGGAAUGCCGCUGCGCGCGAUACAUCCUUGAUCGGAUCGUGGGCGUAUGCCACAGAGUGGUAUAAAUCCGCCGAGUCCCCAUUUUACACUUACUACUGGACCCAUGCUCCUCCCGGCCAGAAUAUGGGCGCUUUUCAUCAGUCUGAGAUCAUGUAUGCACUCAACGCGCUGUACGCCAACGUCGACCAGUACCCUUUUACCGAGGUGGACUUUGAGAUCCAAGAGCAAAUGUCUGCAUACUGGGCCAACUUUGCCAAAACUCUCGAUCCAAACCAGGGCAACUCUUACAGCGGAAAUGGAUCUCUCGUGACGUGGAGUCCCAACAGGCCCGAUGGCACCCAGGUUGUCAUGGAGUUGGGCAACGCGUUUGAAAAUGUUCCAAUUGCAAAGCCGGAACAGGUGAAACUCAUUAUGGAUUAUUUUCAUCAGCAGACUGCUUUCUAA
Molecule: messenger RNA, 1572 nt
Organism: Talaromyces rugulosus
Lineage: Eukaryota; Fungi; Ascomycota; Eurotiomycetes; Eurotiales; Trichocomaceae
Exons: 2
Coding region: 1-1572 (523 amino acids)
Source: RefSeq, a predicted model, not a curated record